This is a messenger RNA of Boleophthalmus pectinirostris (great blue-spotted mudskipper), 2467 nucleotides long. RefSeq names its product lymphocyte cytosolic protein 2a (gene lcp2a). Bases 344 to 1933 code for a protein of 529 amino acids. The record is from RefSeq and is a predicted model, not a curated record. Gene Ontology annotation, biological process: cell surface receptor protein tyrosine kinase signaling pathway; intracellular signal transduction. NCBI's taxonomy places the organism in Eukaryota, Metazoa, Chordata, Actinopteri, Gobiiformes, Gobiidae. The transcript has 21 exons. Gene Ontology annotation, molecular function: protein binding.
GUCCUGGUUUAGACUUGGUUUAGUCCUGGUUUAGUCCUAGUUUAAACCUGGAUUAGAUAUGGUUUAGUUCAAGUUUAGACCUGGUUUAGAUCUGAUUUAGUCCUGGUUUAAACCUGGAUUAUACAUGGUUUAGUCCUGGUUUUAGAUCUGGAUUAUACAUGGUUUAGAUCUGUUUUAGUUCUCGUUUAAACCUGGAUUAGAUACUUUUUAGUCCUGGUUUAGAUCUGGUUUAAAUUUGGUUUGGUUCUGGUUUAGUCCUGGUUUAGAUUUGGUUUAGAUCUGGUUUAGAUCUCGUUUAAACCUGGAUUAGACAUGGUUUAUUCCUGGUUUAGACCUGUUUUAGAUGUGUUUUAGUCCUGGUUUUAGUCCUGGUUUAGUCCCUGGACUUGUCUCUGUUUCAGGACUCAGGAUGAGUCAGAACAGACUUCCCUCCAGCUCUGAGGUCGUCGGCUGGAGCCCCGAGAAACUCGCCGAAUUCCUCCGAAAGAGGAAUCUUCAGGGCUGUGACAGAGUCGUGCUUCUAAACCGCAUCACGGGAGAAAGAUUCGUGAAUUUGACCAUUAAUGACCUGGACAAAUUCCCCAAAACCUACAAUCCGUUGAUUUCCAAACUCAUCGCUGACAUCCAGAAACAGAAAAGUGGGAAGAGGCGUUUUUUCCCCUUUGGUCAGUCGAAAAACCCACUGCCAGUCCAAACUGAGGCGGACGACGGCGGCUGGGGCAGAGAAGAGUUUGACGAGUCAGAUGAAGGAGAUGAUUUAGACGAAGAUUACGAGGAGCCGGAGAACGACGAAGACGACGUGGGCGACUACGAAGACCCGAGCGACGACCCAGACCCCAACCAAGUCCAAUACCGGUACCAGGGCCCCACCCAGGACCCGGACCAGGACUCGGACUAUGAACCCCCGCCCUCGGAACCGGAAGAGUUCACCCACAAACUGCCGUGUGCCCCCCUAGGAGAUGGAGACUACAUCGACAGUCACAUGACCUCCAGAGGCCCGCCCCCUGUGCUGUGUCCCCGCCCCCCAGUGUCCGCCCCCCACAGGACCCCGAUGGAGACGAGAAGAGACGCCUCCCCUCGUCCACCCGGAGCCCCAAAACCUACAGGAAAACUCCCUGCUCAGCCUCCUCCCAUCAGCAGAGUGAAUAAACCCGGUCGAGAUCCUGGUUCGAGUCAGUCCCCAAACCGAGGCAUGCAAAGGAACACGGUGGAAAAGCCGCUGCCGCAGAGCUGGGGUCGGACCCCGGACCCUCCAGAGUCCCAGACCUGGACUAAACCGCCGAUCCUGCCCCCGACACAAACCUCUGUGAGCCGGAGCAACUCAGGAGCCAGAGUCCCUCCCCAGAGAUUUGAAGUUCGUCGAGAGCCACAGCCCGUCCCAAACGAAGAUCAUAAGAGAAACACUUUUCCCCUUCAAAAUAAGAGCGCACGACCUGGGCCUCCUCCAGUCCGACACACGGACAGUCUUCCUCCAGGACUCCCGUCGGCGCCCCUCAAACCUUUCUCAGGAGGACCUCCCGCUCCAGAGAGACCGUCUUUUCGAUCCCCACCCUCCUCCUCAAACCAGGACUUGGAUCCUCUGUGGUACGUGGGUAAAGUGACUCGGGCUGAAGCUGAGGCCACGCUCAAACAACUGGGGAAGGACGGGGCCUUCGUGAUCCGGGACAGCUCUCGUCAGUCCACGGUGCAGCCCUACACCCUCAUGGUCCAGUACCAGAACAAGGUCUACAACAUCCAGAUCCAGAACCAAGACCACAAGUACCUGCUGGGGACCGGCAUCAAAGUACAGGAGUCUUUCGCGUCGGUUCGGGGGAUUGUGGAACAUUUCUCUCAGUCUCCGCUGCUCCUCAUCGACUCGAAGAAUCGCAGCACCAGCCAACACAACCAGUGCCUGCUGUCUGCGCCCGCCGGACCCUACAUGGACGGGGUCUAGACCGGGCCUGGGUCUAGACCGGGACCCCUUAUACGGGCCGGGUCAAGACCAGGAGCAGGUCUGAGCACCGGGUCUGGACCGAAGACCACACAUGGACCGGGCGUGGAUUUAUAACACGACCAACACGACGCCGUCUUUGGUUCAUCUGUCAGAUCUGGCUGUACUUCCACGGGACCGGGUCUGAACCAGGACUCUGCCAAGUUGGACUAAGCUGAGUCUGGAUCUAGACCCGGACUCUGAUGGGUCUAAACUUGCUCAGAAGGACUUAUUUAGAUGAUUUUAGUAUGAAUUGUCUCCCCGCAGAUGUUAUUUUUUGGUCCUAAUGUCCAUAUUUUCUUAAAAGUACAAAACUUUACGUCUAAUUUACAUUAAACUUUUGUCCCGGUUAAAUCCGAGCUUUGGGAGCAUGAGUUCUGGAGACUAAACUGCAGCUCAUGCAAAGUGCUAAAGAAAAUGUCUAUUAUUUAUAAGAUUGUACUGGAGCUUUUACUGCUUUUACUGUCGCAUAUUUUCAUUAAAGUGCAUUUGACAGAG